This is a messenger RNA of Nerophis lumbriciformis (worm pipefish), 6441 nucleotides long. RefSeq lists its product as uncharacterized. NCBI's taxonomy places the organism in Eukaryota, Metazoa, Chordata, Actinopteri, Syngnathiformes, Syngnathidae. The record is from RefSeq and is a predicted model, not a curated record.
AGCCCCACCACCGCGUCGUCAGGGUAGGCGAUGAGAAGGUUUUAUCAGGGCGCCAGCUUGACCCCAGAACUGACUAUUUAUGUUACUCCCUUUGUUAGAAACAUUUUUUGAAGUCAGCUUUCUAUUUACUUUCUCCUCUUUUCCACUUCCCCCUCAUGGAGCCUUUCUACCACCCACCACCUCCAUCCCCCGCCCGUGACCUGUCCUCCCCCCACACGCCGCCGAGGAGGCGGGACCUGCAGGCGGUCACCCACGAGUGGCUCUCUCUCACGGUGGACGCCGCCCCGGCCACCCCGCCUCCCUCCCUAUCAGCCACCCCCGUACCGCCCACACCUCCCCCGCUUCCCGCCGACCUCGCUCCUUUCCUGAGGGAGCCGUACAUACCCUAUUCCAAAGAAGACAUUUCACGCCUCCCUUUGUCCCCGCCUCCCCGUUCCUCCGUCACCUCCCCGCUCCCCGAUUCUGCGCUCGGAAACAGCCGAGGGCUUAGCGUAAGCGAGCGGUCGCACGCGGCGAAGCCGAGGGAGUUCUUUAGAACGCCGGCCGAGCCGGUGACGCCGCCGAGCCGCUUUGCCGACGUCGAGCUGCGUGUGGAAGACCCCUAUGACGAGCUGCUGUCCAUGGUCCUGGAUGUCGCCGACCGCACGGACCACCGGGGCGCUUCCAGGCUGGCGCCGGAAUAUCCCACUCCCUUAGCGACCAGUAAGGGCGGGGUUCACGUUAAAGCAGACCAAGCGACACCAGCCGGCCAAUCAGCAGGCAGGGCCCGGUACCAUAAACCCGUGACAGUGCAAGUCCCCUAUGAUGAGUGUCAAAGGCCUCCGUCAGGCAAAGGGAAGGCGCUUAUUGAGUUAUUCAUUGAGGAGGAAGAUGAGGCUAGAGAGGAAGAGGAGGAUGUUUUUACAGGGAGACUCGGUGCACAGGUAGAGCACAUGUGACCUACGACCUUUUAAAGCCGCUUUUCCACCGAGCAGUGCAGUUUGCUUCAGUGGCUAUUUCUUACCUUCUCCGAGUUUUACAUUAUAAAGCAGUGGUGUCCGUUUUAACAAUUUUUUUGACAGCCCGCGGCACAUUCUAAAUAUCCUAUAAAAACGUAAAAGCUUAAAAAAGUGGAAUAAAAAAGCAAACUUGUGAAAUGUAACAAGAACAAGUUUACUUUAAAGACACAAAGCUGUCAUGCAGGCUGUUUUUUUCUUUAAAAUGGUCAUUGCUCUAAAAGUAAAAUGAAUCAAAAUCAAUGUUGUUAUGCUUCCAAUUAGGGCUGUCAAACGAUUAAAAUAUUUAAUAUAUAAUAUUCAAGUUUUUUCAUAGUUAACUCAAAAUGAUUCGCAAAUGGAUAUAAUUUUUUGUCAUUCAUAAGUGUACCCUAGACAGAUAAUUUUCAGGUUUUUAUUACCAUGACUGGGCAAUUAGUUUGCUUCAAUGAAAUGAACAUUAUGCUUUUUUAAAUAGCUCAACACAAAAAGGACAUAAACACACUGUGGAAGUCUCUUCCUAGCAGCUCCACUGUAGACACGGCACAAGAGCCAAGCGUGCAGGUAUUAACAAGGUUUUAAUGAUCAAUUCUUUUAAAUCAAAGUUCUCUCCAGCAGAACGCGACCUUCCAGUCGCGUCCAUAUCCUCUCUCUGCUCCCGGCUGCUCACUGUUAAAGACAACAGAUGAUUAGAUUAUCACGUACCACCUGUGAAAUCACCGGCUAGCUGUGUCUCGCCGUCAGCACAUGCCCCGCCCCUAUUCGAAGUUGCUCCGCCCUCAACACCAUUGACAGAGGCGGUGACCUUUGCUCCUGCGGGCGCGCUGAUCACAUUCUCCCUCCACACACACUUUUAAUGAGAAUUUUUAAAAUUACCUGCAGUGUGUUGGUGUCUUGCCAGAUUUUGUAUGUUGUAGGGAAACUGAAUGUGUAGGAGCCCUGCUGUAGGAGCCCUUGCAUUCAAACGAGGAGCUACACUUCCAUGUUUAGAUACCAGUUUCAAGCAUUAAUACCACAAAAUGUGGAUUGUUACGAUCAUGGUUUGAUCGUCAAAGAUGUUAGGUCAUGUAAAAUGUGAUAUUUCUACCUGGAUAAAUGCUUCUGUACAUGUUGUACAAGUUAAUCAUAUUUGUUUUGCUUCAUGACAAUGUCCAAUAUCUUCUCAAUGUAUCGUUAAUGUGGGAUACACAGCCUGAUAAACAUUCUGUAAUUGAGGACUAUCAAUCAGAGUAUGUUAUUGAGAAAAAUCUGCCGCAAAAUGUCCUCCCCUACAGUAUAUUAAUUCCUCUACUAACAUUUAUGUAGGUAGAAAUAUCACAGAUUACAUCAGCACAUCUUUGACAACCAAAGCAUGAUCGUAAUAAAAUACAUUUUUCAUUUUGUUACUGUAGCGGAUGUGAUGCGUAACUGUGAUUAAUUUGAGAAGGUGUUUUGGAGACAAAAAAUAUAAAGAUUUCCUGCCUCUGUCUUUGCUAAAGAAAUGACAGGUACAAUCUGCAUGUCAUGUUAUUAUUGCACUCCUCUGUGCAAUCGACAAAGCGCGCUAGCCUGCACAUGCUCCAAUGACGUCGUCUCACGGCGAUUGAAGAUAAAAUGGUCUUUGUAUUGGCGGGAGAAUGACUUCUCAAGGUUUUGGAUAUCGGAUUUCCAUAUUGAUACUUUUUCUUUGUGAAUUUCUGCUCGCUUCUUUCCAGCUUGUGGCUCAACAGUGAGUGGACGCCAUUAGACUUCCUCACACUAUGGAAUCGCUCCAGGGUCAAAAAGAGGCAUGCGCGUUAAUCGCCCGAUGAAAACAUUUGUGUUAAAGAAAUGUAUAGGUAACUUUGACAGCCCUACUUCAAAUACUUCACAUCAAAAAUUCCACUUGAAAAUAUGUUUUUGGGGGGGAAAUUUUUUUUUGUGUGUUUGCCAUAAGAAACUGUUUUCUGUGACAAAAGGGGAUAAAACAAAAACAUUAGAGAAAAAAAAAUGUAUUAAGUUUUUAAAAAUUGUUAUUUUUAACACUUUUAUGAGUUGGGCCCUUUUGGAUCCCCAAUAUUUUUUGUGAUAUGUUUUAUUUUAAACUGCUAUUGUUUAAAAGUAAUAAUGAAUUAAGAUCAGUUUUGUUUUGAAUUAUUGACCUAUUCAAGCUUCAAUUACUUCACAUCAAAAAUUCCACCUUGAAAUAUUUUAUUUCAAUAUAGUUUGUGUGUUUGCCAUAAAAAAAACUAAGUUUUCUGUGACAAACAGGGAAUAAAACAAAAACAUGAAAAAAUAAUAAAAACUUAUAAUCGACGGAAUAAGCGGUAAAAGUUUAAAAUAAAAAACAAUUUAUUUUUAACGCUUUCAUGAGUCUGGGGGCUCUUUUUGUUCCCUCAAGAAAUUUAGUGGCAUUUUUUUUAAACUGUCAUUGUUCAAAAAAUAAUAAUGAAUUAAGAUACAUUUUGUGAAUUAUUGACCUACUCAAGGCUUCAAUUGCUUCACAUCAAUAAUUCCACUUUGAAAUAUUUUUUGGCAGACAAAAAACAUAAAAAAUCUAAGUUUUCUGUGACAAAAAGGGCAUAAAAUAAAAACAUGAAAAAAUAAUAACCUUUUAUCACUUUCAUGAAUCGGGGGUCCCCUUUUGAACCCCAAGUAUUUUAGUGGGGGUUUUUAACUGCUAUUGCUCAAAAAAUAACGAUGAAUUAAAAUACAAUUUUUUGUGAAUUAUUGCCCUAUUCAAGGCUUCAAUUACUUCACAUCAAAAAUUCCACUUUGAAAUAUUUUUGGCGGAGAAAAAACAUUUUGUGUGUUUGCCAUAAAAAACCUACGUUUUCUGUGACAAAAAUGGCAUAAAAAAAAAAACUGGAAAAAAAUAUUAAAAUGUAUAAUCGACAGAAUAAGUGAUGAAAGUUUAAAAUAAAAAAUAACUUACUUUAAACACUUUCAUGAGUCAGGGCUCCCUUUUGGAUCCCCAAUAAUUUUAGUGGCAUUUAUUUUUUUACUGUCAUUGCUCAAAAAAUAAUAAUGAAUUAAAAUCAAUUUUGUUGUAAAUUCUUGACUUAUUUAAGGCUUCAAUUACUUCACAUUAAAAAUUCCACUUUAAAAUAUUUGUGGUUGAGAAACAACAUGUUGUGUGUUUCCCAUAAAAAAAAGUUUUCUGUGACAAAAAGGGCAUAAGACAAAAACCUGAAAAAAAUACUAAAAAUGUCAAAUCGACGGAAUAAGCAGUAAAAGUUUUUUUUUUGUUUAACUUAUUUUUAACUUUCAUGAGUCGAGGGUCCCUUUUGGAUCCCCAAUAAUUUGUUUUUAAACUGUCAUGGCUCCAAAAAAUAACAAUGAAUACAUUUUGUUGUGAAUUAUUGACCUAUUUAAUGCUUCACAUCAAAAAUUUUACUUUGAACAUUUUGGGGGGGAAAUAUGAUAUAUUUUGUGUUUUUGCCAUAAAAAUCAGGGUUUUGACAAAAAGGUCAUAAAACUUUAAAAAAAUAAAUAAACAACUUGAUGUUGACAGACCUGAAGUAGAUCUAGAGAUUUAAGCAUUGAAUAAAACAAUUAAAAUGUAUAUAUGACCUAUUUUUAGCUUGUUUUAUGACUGAGACACAUACGGGUCCCCGAUGCGAUGACCACAGGGAUUAUGCUUUAUCAGUAUCAUGCAGAAUCAUACUUUAAACCCCGCUUCGAAAAGCUGUUCCGUACAAAACGUGCUCAUUGUAGCCAUCAAUCCUGACUUUCUCAUUUUGAUUUGAAGAAAAAAAUCUGCAAAAAAUGUUUUGUAAGUUGAAGUGAUUCAUACAUUGUGCUCUUGAGUUCAUUGUUAAUGAUCAAUUUAAUUGUAUUAUUUUUGGUUUUCAGUAUCAAAUGGUUCAAGUCGGUCAAAAAAUGUUUAUCGUUUAAAUAAGGAUGAUUUAUUAUUUUUUUUCUAAAUUUCAGGCAAAUUGAUGAGCUUUAAAUCUUUUUUUUUUUACAGAGGAAAAAACAAUGUUAAUAAAGUUAUUAUUUGUAGUAUGUUGAUCUAUAUUUAUUUAUUUUUCAUUAAUGUUAAUAAGCAUACAGUGUCAUGCAGAGGAGUACUUAUAACAGAUUUAUAGACAAAUAAUGCUAUUUAUAGUCGAGGCGGAGAAUGGGGGGGUCGCAAAGUUUUUUUUCUUUUUGGUGGGCAUGACAAAAAAUAAUGGAGAAGCACUAGAUUAAAGCAUGUAAAGGUGUUAUUUCAUGUCUAGAGGACUCUCAUCAUCUUAAAUAAUGUAUUUAGAAAGGUCGUAAACUGCUUUUUUUCAUUCAUAUUAACAUUUAUUAUUAAUAAUUCCUACUUUGUGGGAAUUAAUUUGUCGCGCUAACCAAUUAACAGCGAUAAGCCCAAAAAAAUGUUUUCAUUCAUUUUCAUUUAUUUAUUUAUUUCAGGCAAUGACAUAAAAAUAAUAAUAAUAAUUAAAAAAAGUACAAAGUUGACAACACAUAAUAAUAUAAAUUAAUAUAGUGCAAAAGGUAAUGUAUAGUAUGUAAUGCAUGAUUGUCCAGUUUUGCCUGAAAGGGAGUGGGAAGAAGAUAAUUUAUUUAAUCCCACCCCCAGUUCUCCAUUCAGUGAUUAUUCACAUGAGUUUCACUCUUACUUUGUUCAAGGAUUAUAAUACAAAUGUUGUAUCAUAACAAGUAACAAUAAUUAUUACACUGUAACAAUAAUUUGUAUCAACAAUGUAGGAAUAAUGAAUAUACCAACAAUGGUAAUAGACAAAAUAAAACAUAACAUAUCACCAACACUCCUUGUUUUUGUCCACAUCCGGUCUCGAACCUCCGACUUACAAGCUACAGAUGAUCCCCAACGUCCCCCAAACGGCACCGAACUGCACUGCUUAGUGGAAAUGUGGUUUCAUUGGGGAAGCGCUGCAGGACCUUGUAUAGGACAUGGAGAAAAGUAUUUUCCUAUCAAACAUACUUCCUGUUUUCACUACAGAACUGCUAUUGAAGUGUACGUGAGACGGUGGUAAGGGGGAAAAACUCUUUGACCACAUGCUCAUUGGUCAACACGCCUACCGUGUUGUGCCACAGAACCGAUGUCAUAACAGCGCUAAGGAGCAAACUGCCGAGUCAGCAUUCGCAACAGUACAUCGCAGCUGAGUAGCGAACAUUUUGAAGCCAUCUUGUGGAAGUAAUAAAAACUACAUCAGGAGGUUGCCUACAGCCACAGAUGUUUAAUGUUUAAUGCCAUCUCCUUUUUGCAACCAAGAAGAGUAUUCACGUUAGAGAAGAAAGUAUGUUGAAGGAAAAGUACUUGUCUCCAUGUCCUAACAGGAAGUCACGUUGUUAGCUCCUUCAUGUAUAUUCAGUGUUGUGUGUCAUUGCCCCUCCCCCAUAGGCUGAUGUCGGCCCCCUCCCUCGGUCACCUUCACCCUCCACCGGCCCCUCCUCGCCACUCUCACCGUGGCCCUCGACCCCUGCGUCCCCCACAUCGUCUCCUCCUGCCUCGCCGCUCGGUCCCGGCGCGGCACCCUCCCCUCCCGCGGCCGCC